Molecule: messenger RNA, 6501 nt
Organism: Nycticebus coucang (slow loris)
Lineage: Eukaryota; Metazoa; Chordata; Mammalia; Primates; Lorisidae
Gene: BRD9
Product: bromodomain containing 9
Exons: 16
Coding region: 166-2019 (617 amino acids)
Biological process (GO): regulation of transcription by RNA polymerase II
Cellular component (GO): nucleus
Source: RefSeq, a predicted model, not a curated record
AGCCUGCUUCGGGCGCUGCCUGGCGGGCGUGGCGACGUCGGCGCAGCCGGUGCAGGCGGCCCUGCGAGGGCGGCGCGGCGGCCACGCUCCGGCCGGGCUAGCUGUGGCUCUCGGUGGCCCCGGGGGGCUCCCGGCCCGCGCCCCGCGCCCGCCGCCGGCGCCGCCAUGGGCAAGAAGCACAAGAAACACAAGGCCGAGUGGCGCUCGUCCUACGAGGACUAUGCAGAUAAGCCCUUGGAGAAGCCCCUGAAGCUGGUCCUGAAGGUCGGAGGAAGUGAGGUGACGGAGCUCUCGGGGUCUGGCCACGAUUCUAGCUACUAUGACGACAGGUCAGACCAUGAGCGAGAGAGGCACAAAGAGAAGAAGAAGAAGAAAAAGAAGAAGUCAGAGAAGGAGAAGCAUCUCGGUGAUGAGGAAAGGAGGAAGCGGAAGGAGGAGAAGAAGCGGAAACGAGAGAAGGAACACUGUGACACAGAGGGAGAGGCUGAUGACUUCGACCCUGGGAGGAAGGUGGAGGUGGAGCCGCCCCCAGAUCGGCCAGUGCGAGCGUGCCGGACCCAACCAGCUGAAACUGAGAGCACCCCCAUUCAGCAGCUGCUGGAGCACUUCCUCCGCCAGCUCCAGAGAAAAGAUCCUCACGGAUUUUUUGCUUUUCCUGUCACGGAUGCAAUUGCUCCUGGAUAUUCAAUGAUAAUAAAACAUCCAAUGGAUUUUGGCACAAUGAAAGACAAAAUUGUAGCUAAUGAAUACAAGUCAGUCACAGAAUUUAAGGCAGAUUUCAAACUGAUGUGUGAUAAUGCAAUGACAUACAACAGACCAGAUACUGUGUACUACAAGCUGGCCAAGAAGAUCCUUCAUGCAGGCUUUAAGAUGAUGAGCAAAGAGCGGCUGUUAGCUUUGAGGCGCAGCGUGUCGUUUAUGCAGGACAUGGAUUUCUCUCAGCAGGCAGCUCUCUUGGGCAGCGAAGACACAGCUGCUGAGGAGCCCAUCCCUGAGGUUGUGCCCGUGCAAGUAGAAACUGCCAAGAAAUCCAAAAAGCCGAGCAGAGAAGUGAUCAGCUGCAUGUUUGAGCCUGAAGGAAACGCCUGCAGCUUGACCGACAGCACCGCCGAGGAGCACGUGUUGGCGCUGGUGGAGCAUGCGGCUGAUGAGGCUCGGGACCGGAUCAACCGGUUCCUCCCAGGUGGCAAGGUGGGCUACCUGAAGAGGAGCGGGGAUGGCAGCCUGCUCUACAGCGUGGUCAACACAGCCGAGCUGGACGCCGACGAAGAGGAAACCCACCCGGUGGACUUGAGCUCACUGUCCAGCAAGCUGCUCCCAGGCUUCACUACACUGGGCUUCAAGGAUGAAAGGAGAAACAAAGUCACGUUUCUCUCCAGCGCUAGCACCGCACUUUCUAUGCAGAACAACUCAGUGUUUGGUGACUUGAAGUCAGAUGAGAUGGAGCUGCUGUAUUCGGCCUAUGGUGACGAGACGGGUGUGCAGUGUGCACUGAGCCUUCAGGAGUUUGUGAAGGACGCUGGGAGCUACAGCAAGAAGAUGGUGGAUGACCUCCUGGACCAGAUCACAGGUGGAGACCACUCGAGAAUGCUCUUCCAGCUGAAACAGAGGAGAAGUGUUCCCAUGAAGCCUCCAGAUGAAGUGAAGGUUGGGGAUACUCUAGGGGACGGCAGUGGCUCUGUUCUGGAUUUCAUGUCAGUGAAGCCGUAUUCCGAUGUGUCUCUGGACAUCUCCAUGCUCAGCUCUCUGGGGAAGGUGAAGAAGGAGCUGGACCAUGAUGACACCCACUUGUCCUUGGACGAGACAACCAAGCUCCUGCAAGACCUGCAUGAGGCCCAGGCGGAGCGGGGUGGCUCCCGGCCGUCGUCUAACCUCAGCUCCCUGUCCAAUGCCUCUGAGAGGGAACAGCACCACCUGGGAAGCCCUUCUCGCCUCAGUGUCGGGGACCAGCCAGAUGUGACCCAUGAUCCAUAUGAAUUUCUUCAGUCUCCAGAGCCUGCAGUCUCAACAAAGAACUAGCUUUGUAGGUAGUUUUUAAUUGUUUUGUUUCCCUUUUUAAGCUUUAAUUUGCAUGUGCAGAGUUUUUAUGAGACAGAAAACUUAUCUUGUCCCCUUUGGCCCACGGGAAGCAGCCAGGGAGGUGUGAGCCAUCUGUACUGUCACAUCAGCAGAAAGACGGUGUCAUUGUGCACAGGCCCACGGAUCCUGAAUAGCGACAGUAAUACACGGAGGAUGUGUGAUCAGACUAUGGAGCCUGAUGUGGUCUAUUCUGAAUAUCCUGGUGUGGCUCACCUAUUUCUGCCCCACUGUCCUGGGUCUGGACUCACUAUCUGUCCUGUGUGCUCCUGUCAGAAGCCCAUAUUUUCCACAACCUUUGGGGAGCACAUGGGAUCGGCUGGGGGUGAGGGCAGCGUCCCAUUUUCUGUGUAAUGGAUGUGCCUGAGGAAAGAGUGUGUUCUGCUGUAAAAGAGUGAACUGUCUGCAGGUUACAAUGAAGCACUCAGUGUCUGUACAUUCUUUGUAACUGGAUGUGUUGACAGAUGCCUGUGAGUGUCCACAGAGCUCUGUAAAGAUGGAUUUCAUUAGAGCUUCAUGCAGGGCUCACAGGUGUCAAUUGUUCCUGGCCAGUGAGGGGCCCUCCCCAGGGACUUCUUUAUGCCACUUGCUGGUGUCCCUUUUUCCUGGUCAUCCAGCCCAGUUCUCACACCCACAGUGAUGUCUGAGCUGGUCUGUGCGUCAGCAGAAGCUCUAGUUGGGGCCCUAUGUCUGAAGACACAAGGCCCUCCACAAAAGCACACAUUGGAGCCUAGCUUUCCUGGGGAAUGUUUGUGGCUGGAGCAUCUGCUGUGGCUGAUAUGAGUUGAAAGGAGCUCAGGGUUGGGUGAAGGUCAGGCUAGCAGGGCCAUGACCUGGUGGCCCAGAGAUGAGCCCCACAGCAGAGCUGCAGGUCUGGGCGUGUUGGUGUCUGGGGUAGGCGUACUCUGCCCCUGAGGACUCCAAAGGCUGGGGCUCUCUGGGUGUAGGACAGAAGCUUCCUAUAGUCGGGUGACCUCUAAAGACCAGUGCAGCGUCCCCUUCCUGGAGUGUCCUUCUUCACUGGUGCGUGGCUGCGUUCUCCAAGUCACGCAGAGGUAAUAUGAACAUGAUGUGCAGGAGCCAUUAGGCCUUCAGCUUAGGACAUUAGGAUGGGUGCUUGGCCUGCUAUCCCAGGCCUCCUGGAGCGAGAGGUCUCUGCUGGAUGUGGUUGUUCCUGAACCCCACCCUGAGGGCAGAUGCAGCUGCCGGCUUCCCAGGCAAGGGUCUCCAGGAACUUGGUGCCUUGCCUACCUUGCUGCCUAAGUGUGGAAGAAGAAAGAGUCAUCCGACCUGGGGGGUCUCUGUUUUUCAAAAAAGAUUUUGUUUUGGUAAAAUUUACAUAACAUAAAAUUAAUCACUGAUUUUUUUGCAAAGCAUUCAGUUCCCUGUCAUUUGCUAGAUGGCAGCCACCACCUUUCAGGUUCCAGAGCACUGUCACCACCCUGGAGGGGAGCUCCUGCCCGUCGGCAGUCACCACUCCCUACCCCUGGCAGUAACAGUCCUUUCUUGCCUUCAGUUUACCCGCCCUACACACACAUAUCCCUAGGAUCUUGCGAUGUGGUCCAUCUGCAGUGCAGCUCGCAUCAGCAUGGGCCUGGGUGGGACCUGUACCUUCCACAGGCUCCCAGGCUCAGGCUGCUCCUAGUGUUGGCAGCAAUGGGGCCUAAGGCUUGGGCCAGCCUAGUGGGCCCCUGCCAGAGGAAGCCAGUGGUCCCCCUGCAAAGGGACUCCUGGUGGUCAGAAAAGCUGACCAGGCGACCAGGGACAAGAGGCAUUCCUCAGGCCACACUGGGCAUCCGUCACAGGCCAGCCCAGCUGGGGGUCCUCAUGCCUUAGGUACCAACCCUCAGGGAGAUGAGGAAAAGCCUCAGGCUGUGCCCUGGGGCCAUCUGGGUCAAAGUGCUGGGUGGAGCACACGUCCUCCAGCACUUCUGCUGGAGGCUGUACUCAUGCAGGCCUAGAGGCCUGGUAGUGCAUGCACUUGGGUCCCCAGCUCCUCACAGCUGCUGCUGCUUGGUUCCCAGAGCAUCCUUUGAGGACAGAAAGUGACCAAAGAUCAGCACAUGACACAGGGUGUGACAAAAAUGGUAGGGCAUGCACUCAAGAGAAGAGGCAGAGGUGGUGGGCCACCCAGGAUGUGAUGAGACUGCCACAGAUACAGCAUUGUCCAGGGCUGGGAGCUUACGGCUUUUGUAUCUGUUUCUCAACAUCUGUAUGUGCCCUGAUCUCGUACACUUUCGAGGUCAUCUUUCUCACAUGCUGAGGUCUGCAAAGGAGGGCCUGAGUGUCCAGGUUGCCCUGGCCAGCUGGGGAAUCCCUGCCAUCCCUACAGAAUUGGGGUGCCUGGGUGUAGGAGCUUCCUGGUCUCCUUCAGAGGCACGCAGGGGCUGUGCAUGCUGGGCUGAGGAAGGCUGCUGUGUGUAGGAGGCUUCAGCACUUCUGAGGGUGAAAGCUCAUUAGUCUUGGCCUGUGCAGGAGUGCUUUCCUCCUCACAGUGUUGUAAAAGCUGCGGCUGCGAGAUGCGCACUGCACCCACUGUAUGCACAGUGUCCAUAGAGUCUAAUUCCAGGAACUGCUGUUUUUCCUAAAGUCAAGCCCUUUGCAGAUGGAUGGGGCUUAGAAGUCGCACACCUUUGGGAGGGUGCUGGUGCCAUUCUCUAGUCAGUCCUUAUAACAGUUCUCAUAUCUUCCCAAACCUACUGCUCUGCUGUGCUCUUGGCUGUAUUCCAGGGGUCUGAGGCCUGUGUGGGGUGGCCUGCCCUCUGCGCUGGGUGUUUGGUGGCAUUGGACAGUGGGCACUCUGCCUUGCUGUGCACCCACCAAAUUAAUGUUGGGAUUUGAUCUCCAGUGUGGCCCCUGAUCACAAGUGGACCCCCACAGCUAGCUGCGGCCCUCUGCUUGUCCCCCAGGAAUGGAUCCACUCCCCCAGGGUGGCUUCCUCGGCGCCUCUGGCACUGUGUGAUCUCACUGCACGAGGUUCCCCUCCACUGUCCACCUUGGGAGAAAACAGCCCAAGUUCCCACCAGAUGCCCCAUCUUGAACUUCCAGCCACCAGAACCACAAACUGAGUAAAAUCCCUUUUGUAUAAGUCACCCAGCCCCAGGCCUCUCUCUGCAAUCAGGCAGCUGGCAAGCACUGGGGGUAAAGCCUGCAUGGGGAGGGCUCUGGUGUCUGCCCUUGGGAAGAGCCUGGAGACCAUGCCCAGGGGCCACAGGCUUCUCUUGCCCCUGGGGGUCACAGGCCAGGAAGGUAGCACAAGGACAGUGCUAGGGACAGUCAUGGUCCCUGCAGGCUUCUGUCCCCUUCUGAUUCUUUUUCUACUUGAGGGGGAACCUUGGGGUUACCUGCCUAGGGCCAUGGGGGCACCAGUCCCACCCUUCUCCCUUGGACUGGCCUGUGCUCCUGGUGCCCCUUAUUCCCUGAGGCCCCCAAGCCUGGUCGUCCUUCAGGCUGUUACUGUUGGUCCUGCACCCUGCCCAGCAGGGGUUCCCUCAGGGCACAGUACAGUCCUAGUCGCCCUGUGGGCAGAGUUGCUGUCCACUGACUUCAGUGCUCAGGAAAUGUUCCGAUAUCAGGUGGCACCUUGAGAGAGGGUCUGCUGAUGUUCUGUGGGGUGAGAGGCCCACCUGGUGCAGGAGAUGGAGUCAUUUGUAGGGGGCAGGGGCCCCUCCCAGUUCCCGCAAAGUAGAAGCCCCCAGAAGCCCAGCUGUGUUCCCACAACUCGGUCUGUACAGACCCAAUGUCACCCUGGCCAGCCAUGACCCUGCAGGGUCAGAGGCCCAGGGAUGGAGCAGAGCUCCCAGAAUGGGGUGAUAGGUUCUAACCCUUUAUGACCCUUGUGGAGAGCUCAAGCCCCUUGGCCUUCCUUGCUUCUCUGGGUACACUGCCCUCAGGGCUCCCUUGAGCUCUAGGGAAAUUUGACAGCUGCUAAGGGGGAUGUGGAAAAGGUUGGGGCUUCUGUGAGCUCAGCAUCUCUGUGAUCCCUGUGCUCUUCCCUGGUGGUCGCAAGGUAGCUGCUGUGUGGAAGACCCCUGAUGUGCAGGCCCCCAGCAGAUGCCUCCUUGGCACUGGCUCCCUCUUGGCACAGCCUUGGGGCAGCUGCCUACUGGCCCCAGCUGUCAUGUGGGUGGUGCCUCAGGAAGGCCCUGGAGGGAGGGGCCUGCUGACGUGUGGGGCCUCGGGGUGCUGAGUUCAGGUGUUGAAAUUUAACAGCCAGUGUGAAGGAUGGGGGGGUCUAUAAGAGGUGGAGGCUCUGCCCCUGGGAAAGGGUUGAGGCUUACACGGAGUUCCUGCUCUUGCCCUUCUGCCUUCGUCCUGUGAGGGGCGGCAGCAGGUGCCAUCUUGGAAGCAGAGACCGGGCCUCAGCAGACACCAGACCUGCGGGUGUCUUGAUCUGGAACCCCUCAGUCUCUGGAAUGCCGACAA